GGGCUCCCAAGCAGGUGGCCCUGUACCCUGCGGCUGGGCCCCGGCCGAUAAGGGUAGGUAGGGCUGUCUCAAUGUCGACCUCUUCAGCUCCUCCACCAAUGGCCCUCUCUGCGCAGCGGAGAUGUUUACGCACCCCACGAGUGUCUCGGCCAGCCGCUUGCGACGCUCCGCCCACGCGGCCGUCACCUGCUCCGUCAGCUCCCAUGCCAUGGACGCCAUGUCUACCAGUGGGACGCCACCGACGUGGAACAUGCGCCCAAAGAAGACGUCGUGAAUGUACUCAUGUGCGCGCUCCAGAGCGGUGCCAAAAGCUUUGGUCGUGUAUGACCCAUUGAAGAGCUCCCGCCUCGCCCAGAGGCGCAGCAGCCGGUCCGCAUCUCUCGCCGUAGCUGCCGAGUCGUCAUCGGGGUGCUCGUUCAGUAACCCCGCACGCGAGAAGCUCUCACAUAGCGACGACACCGUGAAGAGGUCCAUGUCACAGAUGAAUCGACCGAACCGGUACAGCAGGUGAAUGAAGAACUUGUGGGGGCUGUCCGGCUUGACGGCGGAGAACACAAUGACCACCUCUUUGGCAUUGUGCUUCGGUCGCGACUCCACGAACCGCUGCACUAGGGCCUCGCCGUGCCUGUUGACCACCGCUUGCUGCAGACGCUCGAGAAAACCGACCAUGGCAGCGUGAGACGCGUACACGCCACUUGAGCCACAGCCCUGUCGACACGCCUCCACCGCCUCCGUCAAGUACCGCUGCCGAAACUUCACGGUCUGCAGCCCGCCGUCGGUCAAAGGUGUGACGGUGAGGUCCUCAGAGACGUCGUCCCGAUUGCGACGCGCAGCCGGCGGACGCUGCGAGAGCACCAUCCACCUGCACCACGCACACAGAAAAACACACCCAUCCAUCCAUCCAUCCAUCCGUCUAUCACAUCUAUCCAUCCAUCCAUCCAUUCAUACAUGACCGACCCACAACGUGUAUCCCGCUCCCUCACUCACUUGAAGUACUCCUCAAUGGAAUCGAUCCAGUGGAGCUCUGGCGGGUGGAUGCCGAAGACGCUGACCUUGUCCAAGGGCUUCCUCGUCACAAACAGAUCAUUAAUAACCCUGUGCUGACCCUCUGUGAACUGCCGCCAUAAUGCGUUGGGAAGAACCCUCCGCCUCGCCUCUACUGGCACCGCCUGCGUGCCCGAACGGAAGCCUUGCGGGUUGCCCGGGUGAGGCUGUGGCGGCGCGUUCUGAACGCUGUCCACCGAGAGGCCGAGAUUCUAGGCCUUCCAGCCGCACCUCAGCUCCGGAGGCAGGGAUGCGACAUGGAUGCAGUCGACCGAAGAGGUCACAUAGGGAAAGUCGUGCAGCUGCCACAGCAUCUCGGUAUAGGAGAUCCGCAGCGCCUGCCGGUGACGCGUGUCCCGACGCCUCCCUUUCUUCUUGCUGUCGCUGUCAGGUGGUGCCGAUGUGCCGUCCUGUGGUCCGUGUGGUGGCUGCCUAUCACCAUCAGCAGCAGCUGCUGCUGCCGGGCCUCCCUGAUCCUGCGCCUGACGCGCACGCGCCUGCACGCCGCCGAUCUUCGUGUUCUGGAUGCCGUAGCUGUUGAUGCGAACGUCGGUGAGCGCGUUCCUGUCGGACUCACGAGCCACACUCAGGCUGGCCAU
Molecule: messenger RNA, 1643 nt
Organism: Vitrella brassicaformis
Lineage: Eukaryota; Vitrellaceae
Source: the annotation of a GenBank genome assembly